Messenger RNA from Coffea arabica (coffee), 666 nucleotides. The record is from RefSeq and is a predicted model, not a curated record. Lineage: Eukaryota; Viridiplantae; Streptophyta; Magnoliopsida; Gentianales; Rubiaceae.
UUGUUGUAUAUGUACAGCUUCAUUAGCCGUUGGCUGGCCACUUCAACUACAUCAAUCCAAAUGACCCUUUCUCCUUAAAUCUCCUAUAGCAUCUAAGAACCUUCCACAACGCUCCAAAACAAGCAAGCCAUAGCCAACAUACUUAAAGUCAAAGACCGUAGAUAGCCAAACUCCCAUAUAGAUUCUCCUCUAUAUAGCCCCAAGAGUUUCCUAUAGGCUCGCUAGAAGCUUUCACACACAUAUUCUUAGAAGAAAGCUCGUUAUGGACUGCAUAAUUUUGCCAGUUGCAAUAUUGAGAAAGUGUUAUUCGGGCUCACGACUUGGCUACCGGCAGCUGACGGAUGAUGUCUUUGGCAAGUCUGAUGAUCCGGUGACCGUCGUGGGGAAGGAGAAGAGGGAAUUUUUGGUUGAGCCUUUUGUAUUAGAAGAAAGCCCUUUCAGGGUUCUGAUUGAUAUGGUGAAGAAGGAAAAUAUGGGAGGAGUGGUGUACAUGAAGGGAGCUAAAAGAGUGAUAUUUGUGGAUGUUGAUGCAAUUUUGUUUGAGCAUAUGUUGUGGCUGAUGCAAAAUGAUUGUUCUUCCUUCUUUCAACUUAACCUCAAAGAGAUUAUUGACUUCUAUGCACAAGAGAAUUAAUCAGGGGUUCGCUAUACAAGCUAGUCAUGAAG